AUGGAGACCUGGGAGGCAGUUAAAGCGUUAUCCCAGAACAACAAGUUGACGCAUGUGCUGGUCGGCACGGCAGCCGCCGCGGUGCUAGCUCUAGGUGUCGGAUAUAAAUACUGGCGGAAGUCGGAGACUCAUGUGCGUGUGGGCGUCGUAUCGCAGCUCCUAAUCCACCCUCUAAAGUCCGGCAAGGCGGCGUCGGUGCCGCUCGCAGAGUGCCUCAAGAAGGGCCUCAAGUGCGGGGAGAUGCAGGACCGCCACUGGAUGGUGGUGACGGAAGAUGGCCACAUGGUGACAGGGCGGCAAGAGCCACGUCUGGUUUUGGUGUCGUUGACGUGCGAGGGUGGUCAGGUGUGCCUGAACGGGCCCGACAUGGCUGAGCUGCGUUUCCCCAUUGAGCAGCCCAAUAAUGCUGUUAUGGACUGCAGAGUGUUCAGUGCUGACAUUCAGGGGCGAGACUGUGGUGACCAAGCAUCCUGCUGGUUAGUCCGCUACCUCCAGGCGGACAAGACCUUUCGCCUAGUGCACUUUGAACCCCAAAUGAGGGCCAGGAGAUUUGUAGAAGCUGAACCCCUUUACUCUCAAAAAAAGGAAGUGGUGUACCCCGACUGCGGUCCGGUCAUGCUUCUGUCCGAGGCGUCCGUCAAGGACCUGAGCGGCAAGCUGGACAAGGACGUCACAGUGGAGCGCUUCCGGCCCAACAUCGUCAUAGACGACUGCGAGGCGUUUGCCGAAGAUUCUUGGGACGAGAUCCAGAUUGGCAGCGUACGUCUGCGGCGGGUGAUGUCAUGCGGGAGGUGCAUUUUCACCACGGUGGAUCCUGAAACUGGAAUCAUCAACAGAAAAGAGCCUCUUGAAACACUUAAGAGUUACCGCCAGUGCAAACCCCACGAGAAGCACAUCUACAAGUCGGCACCGCUGUUUGGACAGCUGCUGAGCGUGGAGAAGACUGGCGUGAUGCAGGUGGGCGAUCACGUCUACAAGAUCAGCCGUUGA
Molecule: messenger RNA, 990 nt
Organism: Nerophis lumbriciformis (worm pipefish)
Lineage: Eukaryota; Metazoa; Chordata; Actinopteri; Syngnathiformes; Syngnathidae
Source: RefSeq, a predicted model, not a curated record